Molecule: messenger RNA, 423 nt
Organism: Trypanosoma grayi
Lineage: Eukaryota; Euglenozoa; Kinetoplastea; Trypanosomatida; Trypanosomatidae
Exons: 1
Coding region: 1-423 (140 amino acids)
Source: RefSeq, a predicted model, not a curated record
AUGGUUUUUGUGAUUCUUUGUUUUCGUUUUUCAUUUAAUAGGCACUGCCUCGCUGGCAGAACUCCCUGUUGUUCCUGCCGCUGCGGUGAAAACGUGCGCUUCUGCUGCGCCGUCAUUUUGUUUCGCUUUUUCUUUGCUUCCUUCUCUCUGCCUGUGUGCCCCUGCCUGUGCUGGACCGGCGCGAAGGGAAAGGAACGUAUUGCUCAGGGUCAAAGGACGUGUAUGCCGUUCUGCAACGUUACCCCUGCCGAGGUGAGCCUCUUGCAAGACACACUGAGGGAGCGGGAGUCAAAUGGAGUGGCCAUCGCCGACCACAUAGUCAUGGUGGCCGAAGACGUGAUGCGGCGGUACGUGAAGGAGCGCACCUCUCACCGUUGUGUUGCAGACGACGAUGGAUCCGCCACGGCGGUUUCUCCGUCAUGA